AUGCCCUCCAAAUCAUCCCCGCCGUCCUCCUCGCCUGCGUUGAAGCGCAAACAACAAACAAUCUCGAGCUUCUUCACAAAGAAACCAUCUAUAAAGGACCAAGCAGGAGGAACAACUUCAAGUCAAGCAACUACAAAAGCCGAAGCCGAACAGACCAAAACAGUUCCAUCGGGAAAGGAGAAUGCUGUUUUCGUCGGUGAAACAUUCAAUCGGGUAUCAGGCAAAGCAGGAGAAGAUGAGGAGGAGGACGAUCUCGUUCUACCGGCUCCGAAACGAGUCAAGGUUGACGUUGGAAAGGAGACUCGUGCGGAGGUUGACAAUGUCCUAAAUUCGUCGCAGCGCACGGACAGAUUCAAAUUCAACAGUUCGCAACUGGUCACUGAAGAUCACGGGGAUGCGGUAGACGAACGGACUCGUAAAGAGAAGGAGAGACUACACCAGAAAUUCGUCAGUAGAUUAGGCGGACCAGAUUGUCUUAUUGGUAUCAACAAAUCUGCCGCGAACGCUGAAGAGGGAUCUGCAGAAGGCGCCGAAGAUGCUGAAGAGGAUGAAGAACCUACCCCUCCACCAGCACCGAAAGGCAGACAGACGAAAAAGACCGGCUCAAAACUCACGCCCAUGGAGAAGCAAGUCAUUGACAUCAAGCGCAAACACAUGGAUACCUUGCUAGUUGUGGAAGUGGGCUAUAAAUUCCGAUUCUUUGGCGAGGAUGCCCGGACCGCCGCGAAGGAAUUGAGUAUUGUCUGCAUACCGGGCAAAAUGCGGUUUGACGAACACCCUUCCGAGGCGCAUCUGGAUCGGUUUGCGUCUGCAAGUAUACCCGUUCAUCGUCUGCAUGUCCAUGUAAAACGGCUUGUUACUGCGGGACACAAAGUUGGUGUUGUGCGGCAGCUGGAGACGGCAGCUCUCAAGGCUGCUGGUGACAAUCGGAAUGCGCCGUUUGUGCGCAAGCUUACGAAUGUGUAUACGAAGGGCACGUAUAUUGAUGAUGCGGAAGGCUUGUCGACCCCGGCGGCUGCGUCGGCAGGGGCUACGCCAGCGACUGGGUAUCUGUUGUGUAUCACAGAGUCGAAUACGAGUGGUAGUGAUGAGAGGGUACAUGUUGGUAUAGUUGCUGUUCAGCCAGCGACAGGUGAUAUCAUCUAUGACGAGUUUGAGGAUGGGUUUAUGAGAGGGGAGAUUGAAACGAGGCUGCUUCACAUCGCCCCUUGUGAGAUCCUUAUUGUUGGUGAACUUACAAAGGCUACGGAUAAGUUGGUGAAGCACCUUUCAGGCAGCAAAAUGAACGUGUUUGGCGACAAAGUUCGUGUCGAGCGAGUGGCACGAUCGAAAACAGCUGCAGCAGAAGGGCACAGCCGUGUCUCAAGUUUCUAUGCGCAGAAACUCAAAUCCACAGAUGCGGGUGAUGAUGGUAAAGCUAGUGCACUCUUGGAAAAGGUUCUACAGCUACCUGACCAGGUCACAGUUUGUUUGGCAUCUAUGAUUGAUCAUUUAUCAGAAUAUGGACUUGAGCAUGUUUUUGAUCUGACAAAGUAUUUCCAAUCUUUCUCGGCACGAUCUCAUAUGCUUUUGAACGGUAAUACAUUGACCAGCUUGGAGAUUUAUCAGAACCAGACAGAUUAUUCGAGUAAGGGUAGUCUGUUCUGGACCAUGGACCGAACUCGAACACGUUUUGGUCAGAGGUUACUUCGCAAAUGGGUAGGAAGACCAUUAUUGGACAAAAGACAGCUAGAAGAGCGAGUCGAUGCAGUCGAAGAGUUGUUAAAUUCCGAGCAAAACCAGCUCACAGAGAAACUAAAGGACUUGCUCAGCAAAGUCAGAAGCGAUCUUGAGAGAAGUCUAAUUCGCAUCUAUUACGGGAAAUGUACUCGACCGGAGCUUCUCACGGUGCUUCAGACUCUGCAGAUGAUUGCAAACACAUUUGUACAUAUAAAGUCUGCUGGCGAUACUGGUUUUGAAUCGACCAUGAUCAGUGAAGCCAUCGCCGCACUUCCUAUGAUCCAAGAAGAUGUUGUCAUGUUCCUCGAAAAGAUCAAUAUGCAUGCAGCAAAGAACGAUGAUAAGUACGAAUUCUUCCGUGAAUCCGAAGAAUCAGACGAUAUUACCGAACAGAAACUGGGUAUAGCCAGUGUCGAGCAUGACCUGGAACAACAUCUUUCCGUUGCUGCAGAGGUAUUAGGGAAGAAGAAGGUUGAUUAUGUCACUUCAGCGGGCAUCGAGUAUCUCAUUGAAGUUGAUAACAAUUCGGCACAGUUCAAGCGUGUCCCUGCAUCGUGGGCCAAGAUCAGUGGAACUAAGAAGCUAUCGCGUUUUCAUACCCCAGAUGUCGUGCAGCUCAUAAGACAGCGAGACCAGCAUAAGGAAGCACUAGCAGCUGCCUGUGAUAAAGCAUAUAUUAGGCUUCUCGGUGAAAUAUCCACCAGGUAUCAAUCGUUUCGGGAUUGUAUUCAGUCCCUGGCAUUGCUAGACUGUUUAUUCUCUCUUGCCGCCAUUGCCACUCAGCCGGGAUACACGAAGCCUCAAUACACCAACGAAACUCGCAUUGUGGUUGAACAAGGUCGCCACCCAAUGGUCGAGCAACUGUUACUGGAUAGCUACGUCCCGAACGACACGAACCUUGCCACGGAUGAAACACGCGCUCUUCUCGUUACUGGGCCCAAUAUGGGGGGAAAAUCGAGUUAUGUCCGACAGGUUGCCCUGAUAGCUAUCAUGGGCCAGAUCGGGUCUUAUGUGCCCGCCAAAUCCGCAACGUUAGGCAUGCUAGACGCCGUCUUCACCCGCAUGGGCGCAUUCGACAAUAUGCUAACGGGUGAAUCAACAUUCAUGGUCGAGUUAUCCGAAACAGCAGAUAUCCUAAAACAAGCAACACCUCGCUCCCUAGUCAUCCUCGACGAACUAGGCCGUGGAACAUCGACCCACGACGGAGUCGCAAUCGCGCAUGCCGUACUGGAUUACAUGGUCCGCUCCAUCCGUAGCCUUACACUAUUUAUCACCCACUACCAAAAUCUCUCCGUCAUGACGAAAUCGUUUUCGAACAAUGAACUCCGCAACGUCCACAUGCGCUUCACCGAGUCCGGCGGCGAUAAGGAAGGCGAAGAAGAAAUUACGUUCUUAUACGAGGUUGGCGAGGGCGUUGCGCACCGCAGUUACGGACUUAAUGUUGCGCGACUGGCAAAUCUGCCACAUUCGGUGCUGGAUUUGGCAAGACUGAAGAGCAGGGAGCUGGAGGAGAAGAUUAAGCGAAGACGACUUGCUAACGUGGUGAAGAGUGUUGGGGGGAUAUUGUCUGAUGAAAGCAAGUCUGAGGACGCAGCGAUUGAGAAGCUCAUUGGGUUCGCGGAUCAGCUUUGA
Talaromyces marneffei is the source of this 3351-nucleotide messenger RNA. RefSeq lists its product as uncharacterized. Lineage: Eukaryota; Fungi; Ascomycota; Eurotiomycetes; Eurotiales; Trichocomaceae. Gene Ontology annotation, cellular component: nucleus. The record is from RefSeq and is a predicted model, not a curated record. Gene Ontology annotation, biological process: mismatch repair; mitotic recombination. Bases 1 to 3351 code for a protein of 1116 amino acids. Gene Ontology annotation, molecular function: mismatched DNA binding; ATP binding; ATP-dependent DNA damage sensor activity. The transcript has a single exon.